Molecule: messenger RNA, 1671 nt
Organism: Exophiala bonariae
Lineage: Eukaryota; Fungi; Ascomycota; Eurotiomycetes; Chaetothyriales; Herpotrichiellaceae
Exons: 2
Coding region: 1-1671 (556 amino acids)
Biological process (GO): DNA-templated transcription
Molecular function (GO): zinc ion binding; DNA binding
Source: RefSeq, a predicted model, not a curated record
AUGUCCAGAUCUCCCGAAUCUGAGAAUGUGCUGAGGUCAAGCAGCCAGGACCCAUCGUGGUUGAACCAACCGACGGAUGACCCUCAUCUACCUACUGGUGAAAUGGAAUUACCACACUUCAUUAAGCCGCUACCAACUCAUUUGACGAGUGAAGACAUGGACUAUCUGCGACACAAAGGAAUAUUCGACAUCCCAGGCAUGCAGUCAUGCACCGACCUCCUACAUAGCUACGUCAAAUUUGUCCACCCGCUGUUGCCCCUUUUGGAUCUCGAAACCUUUUUAGGCCCCAUGGUGGAAGUAGGUCACCCGGCAAAGAUUAGCCUGCUGCUUCUCUAUGCUGUGAUGUGCUCUGGAGCCGCACACGUCCACUUGGACGCUCUGUACAAGUUGGGGUACAGUUCCAGAAAGUCGGCUCGGAGGGCCUUCUUCGAAAGAGCCAGGCUACUCUACGAUCUCGAUUGCGAACCAGAUCGCCUGAGCUUGGUCCAAGCAUUCUUACUUAUGACCUAUUGGUACGACUCAAGCAUACGAGGGCGAUACAAAGAUCGAAAGUUCUGGAUCCGUGAGAGUGUGACACUCGCUCAGGACCUUGGACUAGAUCUCGAGCUUGAAAACUGCGUGACUCAACGCCAGCGAGUAAUGAAGAGGAUCUGGUGGUGUUGUUUUAUGCGUGAUCAAUUUGUAGCCCUCAUGACCUGGACACCACCUCAUUUUCGAGCAGGUUCCCACAUCAUCCCAAUGCUUGUACUCGACGAUUUUGAGAUUGAGGAUUACUCAAAGGCUGUUUCAAACACGUUCAAUGAAUGGGCUUUCAUCAAUGACGAAAGAACAAGAAUCCAGCUCGCUAUGCUGUGCAUUGAGAAAGCUAAAUUAUCUCUUUGCAUUGAUCAGAUAUUGCGAGUACGAUAUAUCAGCAUGCGCCACGAAUCGAAAACUCAGACACUCUCAAUUCUCGUACCCAAAAGAGACACCAACGACGACUUUGAGGUAAUUGAGCAUGACCAUCAGCUUCGAAGAUGGUAUCAAGCAAUAUCGACUUCAGGAAACUUUGAUCUAAAAGAUUCGACCACCUUUGGGACUAUCAAAGCAUCAGACACGCUUACUAUUCAACGAGUACAUUUGAAACUUCUCUUUUUGUCUGCGUUAAUCGCGCUUCAUCGCCCUCAGGUUGGAGAUAAUUCAAGGGCACGAUCAGGCUUGUUCCAAGACCUGUCAAGAACGAAACUGCGCGAGACUGCGGAUGAAGUGGGGCAUCUUGCAAUGUGCAUGAAGGAGCUUCAUCUGGGGACGCACAUCAAACCGAACGGCGUUACCCUCUUCUUACCAAUACUGCUCGUCCAUCUUCAGGACAUCAUACCCGAUAUGGACAAUCGUCAAGGAAACAGGAUUGGUAAAUAUUACCACUGCAUGGAAAUACUAGACUCGUUAGGGGACCAGAAUGUUCCAGACAACCUUCUGCCCAUGGAACUGGAGGUCGCUUUUCGAAUGCUCAACAUCCUUCCAUCGCUAGAGGCCAGUAUUCCUCCCACCAUUUCUUCUCCACUUCAUGGCCAAGAGUUAUUAGUGCCUGAAGGUAGCACUAUUCCACGUCUUUUUGAUCUUGGGACUAUGACCUCGGCCGAAAUGAGUCUGUUGAAUGACCUGUGUCAGCAUCACCAGACCCAACUCUGA